Emys orbicularis (European pond turtle) is the source of this 1189-nucleotide messenger RNA. RefSeq names its product NHERF family PDZ scaffold protein 1 (gene NHERF1). Lineage: Eukaryota; Metazoa; Chordata; Testudines; Emydidae. Gene Ontology annotation, molecular function: signaling receptor binding; protein-membrane adaptor activity. The coding region runs from base 1 to 1110 and encodes 369 amino acids. Gene Ontology annotation, biological process: protein localization to plasma membrane. Gene Ontology annotation, cellular component: apical plasma membrane. The record is from RefSeq and is a predicted model, not a curated record. The transcript is spliced from 6 exons.
AUGAGUGACGGGGUGGGGAGCGAGCGGCAGUUGCUGCCCCGGCUCUGCCGCCUGGAGAAGGGGCCGAACGGCUACGGCUUCCACCUGCACGGGGAGAAGGGCAAGGUGGGCCAGUUCAUCCGGCUGGUGGAGCCUGACUCCCCGGCCGAGACGUCGGGGCUGCGGGCCGGGGACCGGCUGGUGGAGGUGAACGGCGAGAACGUGGAGAAGGAGAGUCACCAGCAGGUGGUGAGCCGCAUCCGAGCCGCCCUGGGCGCCGUGCGCCUGCUGGUGGUGGACCCGGAGACAGACGAGCAGCUGCAGAAGCUGGGUGUCCAGUGCCGGGAGGAGAUGAUCCACGGGCUGCCCGCCGCGGGGCAGGAGAAGCCGGAGGAGAAGCCGGAGGAGAAAAGUAACGAGGAGCCGCAGGAGGCACCGAGGGAGGAGGCACCGAGGGAGGAAGCGGAGAGGCCAGACGGGGAGGAGAAGAGCCACCCUGCGGAGCGGAAAGAGCUGCGGCCUCGUCUCUGUCCGAUGAAGAAGGGCCCUAACGGCUACGGAUUCAACCUCCACAGUGACAAAACCAAGCCGGGGCAGUACGUCCGGGCCGUGGAUCCAGACUCGCCGGCUGAAUCAUCAGGGCUACGUCCGCAAGACCGCAUCAUUGAGGUGAAUGGACAGUGCAUGGAAGGGAAGCAGCACUCUGACGUGGUGACGGCUAUCAAAGCUGGGGGAGAUGAGACCAAGCUGCUGGUGGUGGAUAGCUUAACAGAUGAGUUCUUCAAGAAGUGCAAAGUCGUUCCCUCUGAGGAGCACUUGACAGGUCCCUUGCCAGAGCCAGUUGCCAACGGCGAAGUAGAGAAGGAGGACAGCAGAGAGCAGCGGCCAGAGUCCGUGUCUGAAAGUCCAUCAAGCCCCGAGCCAAUGGCGGUGUCCCCCUCUUGGAAAGAGACCUACAACGAGUCUGACUCGCAAGAGAAGGAGGAGAAGCGAAACUCCACGCCAGAUCCACUCCUGGACCUCAACGUUCCCCUGGCUGUGGCCAAGGAGCGCGCGCACCAGAAACGCACCAGCAAGAGGGCGCCGCAGAUGGACUGGAGCAAGAAAAACGAACUGUUCAGCAAUCUCUGAAAAGCCCCCCGGCAGAGGAGAGGAGAGGUAGCAAACUCUCCAGCGUCUGGCCCAAAUCUCCACCAGCAUCUCGCUUUCU